Dicentrarchus labrax (European seabass) is the source of this 3957-nucleotide messenger RNA. It is a transcript of the gene slc16a3a, whose product is annotated as solute carrier family 16 member 3a. Gene Ontology annotation, cellular component: membrane. The record is from RefSeq and is a predicted model, not a curated record. The coding region runs from base 319 to 1881 and encodes 520 amino acids. Gene Ontology annotation, biological process: monocarboxylic acid transport; transmembrane transport. Gene Ontology annotation, molecular function: monocarboxylic acid transmembrane transporter activity. The transcript is spliced from 7 exons. NCBI's taxonomy places the organism in Eukaryota, Metazoa, Chordata, Actinopteri, Moronidae.
CAGCGGCGGGGCGCCUGCCCCUCUCUGCCCUGCUGAUGGUCUGCAGACGUGCGGGCAGAAACGCGGCUCCGGUGCUGAGGCAGGAGGCUGGAGGAGGGACGACUCUCAGCAGCAUCCCCCGUUCCUGUUGGGUGUUGGUCCAAUCUCAAGAAAUCUCUCUCCCCUGCUCAACCAAUCAGCAAUAUUUGACGCCAGGACUGCUGAUACACAUCAUGUGUGACUGGGAAGAUAUCUGAGGGGAGCCCAUCAGAACCUGUGUGAGCCUCUCAGAUCCAUUCUUCUCUGUCUGCCUCCAUUAAAACACAGCCCUAGAGCACCAUGGGAGGCGCGGCGGUGGACGUGGAUGCAGGGGCGGUGAAGGCUCCAGAUGGUGGGUGGGGCUGGGCGGUGCUGGCUGGCUGUUUUGUCAUCACAGGCUUCUCGUACGCUUUCCCUAAAGCGGUCAGCGUCUUUUUCAAAGAGCUGAUCAGGGAGUUUGGGGUGGGAUACAGCGACACUGCCUGGAUCUCCUCCAUACUGCUGGCCAUGCUGUAUGGCACAGGUCCUCUGUGCAGUGUGCUGGUGAACCGCUUCGGCUGUCGUCCUGUGAUGAUGGUGGGCGGCCUCUUUGCCUCUCUGGGAAUGAUCCUGGCCUCCUUCUCCACCAGCAUCAUCCACAUCUACCUCACUGCUGGAGUCAUAACAGGUUUGGGGUUAGCCCUGAACUUCCAACCAUCUCUAAUAAUGCUCAACCGCUACUUCAGUGAGAAGCGACCUCUGGCCAAUGGGCUCUCAGCAGCAGGAAGCCCUGUGGCCCUGUGCUGCCUCUCGCCGCUGGGCCAGGUCCUCCAGUACCAGUACGGAUGGAGGGGGGGCUUCCUUAUCUUGGGUGGCCUUCUGCUCAACUGUUGUGUGUGCGGGGCCCUAAUGAAGCCUCUGGUUGCCCCCAAGAAGGCCAUGGCUAAGGACGUGGAACAGGACAACGAGGGAGAAACAGAGGUGGCAGAGAAGAAUAAGAAGCCCAAAGCCAAACUGCUGGACUUCUCUGUGUUCAAUGACUGUGGGUUUCUCAUCUACACGGUGGCGGCGUCCAUCAUGGUGCUGGGGCUGUUUGUGCCUCCAGUGUUUGUUGUGAGCUACGCUAAGGAGCUUGGGAAUGAGGACACCAAAUCGGCUCUGCUGCUCACUAUCCUGGGCUUCAUUGACAUUUUUGCACGGCCCACAUGUGGUGUGAUUGCCGGACUGAAAUGGGUGCGGCCUCGCUGCGUCUACCUCUUCAGCUUUGCGAUGAUCUUCAAUGGAACCACUGACCUCAUCGGAUCACAGGCGAAGGACUACUCAACGCUGGUGGUCUUCUGCAUCUUCUUUGGCAUCUCCUACGGCAUGGUGGGUGCGCUGCAGUUUGAGGUUCUGAUGACAAUAGUUGGUACUGAGAAGUUCUCCAGUGCCAUUGGCCUGGUCCUGCUCAUGGAGGCUAUUGCUGUGCUAGUUGGGCCACCUGGUGCAGGCCGGCUUCUUGAUGCCACCAAGAACUACAUGUACGUCUUCCUGCUGGCAGGAAGCGAGGUGGUCCUCGCAGCUGUGGUUCUGGCUUCUUGUAACUUCCUGUGUAUCAGAAAGAAGUCCUCCACGCCGGCGGACAAGCUUGAGAACAUCACAGUGACAGAGGACGUCAAGGCGGAGGCGUGCAGCGAACCUGCAGAGAUGAAUGAGGAGGAGGAGAAGGGAGCAAGAGAGGAGCAAGAGAAGGAGACAAAGAAAGAGGUCUUGAAGGAGGAGGGGGAGACAGACAAAGAGGUCAGGCCAGAGAGUGUAACAGUGGACUCACAGGAAGUGGAACGGUUCUUGAAAGAGCCACAACAAAAUGGUGACAUGGCCAUCAGUCCUGAAACAUGCCUGUGAGCAGGGAUGGAGGACGCUGGACUACUCGCAGGCUGUGCUCCUUCCUUUUUUAAAAUAACCCAACGGCAGGACAAAGUGUACUUUGAAGUGUCCUAACGAGCACACUAUUAGAUAGUUGUGCUUUCCUCAUCAUUCAGUGUUUAAUCCAGGUGUUCAUCUCGUUGUGGGGAGGCUUAUUGGUUUUACUGCCAUAUGAAAUCGUAAGAGUUGUCAGCAAUAUGUUAUCUCUAGAUGUUUUAAAAUGUGGUGGUUAAUAAUAAUCAAUAGAACAACUCAGCACUGCCUUGUGUGUACAGUUUAUAUCAAAGUUUUAUUUUGAAGUAUAGUCACCAGCAAAUAAAGGUAAGGGAUCAUUUUCACAAUAUUCUAUAUUCUCAAUGUCAACAAAUCCCAUGAAAAUACUAAAAUAACUAAGGUGACCGGAUGUCCUGAUUUGCUUGGGAUUUUCCUGGUUUCAAGCUGCACCAAGUCCUGACAAAUAUCUGUAAAACACUGACAUUUCCUGGUUUUAACAUCUGGUACACAACUACAUAGUAGUAAUAAUAAUUAUUAUAUUAUACAUGUUUUCAGUCCUUACAUAGACGUUUAUCAUGUACCACUUAUUAUUACCUAACCCAGUAUAAAAACAUAAUGCACCACGCACCAGAGUUCAGCACUGAUUUGUCAGUAUGUCAAUCAAUCAGUGUGACAUUGUUAAUAUGUGGCUAGCCUCUGAGUCAUAGUCUGACAUCAUAGGCUCAGUCAGUAAGAUAAUGGUUAGCUAAAGAGCUCCAGGGGGCUUACUCCUUUGUAAAGUAUCCUCCAAUGAAAAUGCUGUGUUCAUGGCGUCCAUAAUGUUGAAAGGUGCGCUUGGUAGGUAUCCCCCCAGCCUCAACACCUAUGGUGUGCGCAUGAACAUGCGGUACACUUGAGGGUCCUGGUUUGGGAAUGUUAAAAUAUUACCCUUACUAUAACUACAGCUGGGAACUAGCUUUUAGCUAUAUCUGAUGCAAUAAAUAUAUUAUUCAUUGUCCCUGUUAAAUAAACAGCUAAAUUAAAUAAAAAAAUAAGGUUUUUAUCAGGUGUUGCCUAUGUAGCCAACCCCUGUUAGUUUAUCUUAUUCCUCUGUGCCUGCUGCAGGAAAUACUCACUAUAGCACCAAAUAUUUAUUCAUCCACAUCUGAAAACAGUCCUCAACAAAUGCACUAUUUACUCCUGUUUUAGUAACAUUUACAGUGUUUUAGGAAAUUACAUAAAACUUGAAACAAUAUAUCGCUGAGGCAUUUUUAAAGAUUAACCUCUGCAGUAGGAACCAAUGUGCUUCGGACUGAGUUUGGACCAACACAUUGUUAGUGUUCUCAUUCGAUUUGUUGGCAAUAAGAAAUAUAGAAUCAUGCCAGCCUUAUCCUUUAAAAACAAAAGGCCGCUUUUUUCUCACAAAGUGUUAUAAAGAACAGCUUAGCUGUGUAAGUAGGAACACCUUUCUAUUAAUGCUUAAAAUGGUUUGUGUUUGCUUUAAAAGGCUCGUAAUGCCCUGACCACCUGGUGUCAUCACAGCGUAAGAAUCUUUCCUUAUGAUCUGUGCUGCCACAGUUAAGGCGGGUUAGAUGUUUAAGUGAGAAGUGGUUUCUGUCGUAUCAGUAUUGAAUGGUUGCUACAUGCAUUGAGCAUCGGUGUUGCAGUCGUUUGAAGAUUGUUGCUGGUCUUGUGGUAUCUUUGUGAUCCCUCCCUGGAUUAUAUGCAGGGCCCAAAUAUUCUCCACGUCUUUGUUAUUCUCUUCAUCACUGUGUUACAUGAUAUAUUUACAGUAUUUUAGCUUCACUCAACAGACUUUGCCUUUGAAGAUCACUUAUCUGUAUGUGUGUUACUGUGGUUAACUGCUGAUAUCGAGCUUCUGUGAGCUGACAGUGUCGUUUGUUGUGGUUUUGGGUCGACUGAUAUGGCCUACUGAUGGGGGGGUGAACAUAGACUUUGAGAAAACGUCACUAAACUGACUACUAGAUUACUUUUACUCAUGCUUACAUGCUAUGCAUUGUCUGUACUGUUUGUGUGUUUCAGUGAAGCAGAAUAUUAAAGGAAAAUUUAGUUUAUUAACAA